Messenger RNA from Synchiropus splendidus (mandarinfish), 2783 nucleotides. It is a transcript of the gene sfxn3, whose product is annotated as sideroflexin 3. The transcript has 11 exons. Gene Ontology annotation, biological process: serine import into mitochondrion; monoatomic ion transport. NCBI's taxonomy places the organism in Eukaryota, Metazoa, Chordata, Actinopteri, Syngnathiformes, Callionymidae. Gene Ontology annotation, molecular function: monoatomic ion transmembrane transporter activity. Gene Ontology annotation, cellular component: mitochondrial inner membrane. Bases 183 to 1151 code for a protein of 322 amino acids. The record is from RefSeq and is a predicted model, not a curated record.
GAAUGAGAUAGUGUUGAAUUGAGACAGGCGAAUAUAUACUGUAACUGAGUCUUGUUUUUUUUUUGUUUUUUUACCGUGAAAAACCCACUGGUAACAAUAGCCAAACAUCGAUUGAAGUCGUCGAUACUCGCCUCGAACAGAACGAACGUAGAUGAAAACAACCGAAACUCGAGAAAGUCACCAUGUCUGAAGAGCUUUCCCUCAACAUCAACAUCAAGGAGCCACGAUGGGAUCAGGGCACGUUCAUGGGCCGCGCCAAGCACUUCUUCAAGGUCACAGACCCUCGAACAGUCCUGUUGUCUUCUCAGGCGCUGGAUGAGGCCAGAGUGAUCGUGGAGGACUACAGAGCCGGUAUUGUGAAGCCAGGCCUGACGGAGGACGAGCUCUGGAGGGCCAAGUACAUCUAUGACUCUGCCUUCCACCCCGACACGGGGGAGAAGAUGUUUGUCAUUGGCCGGAUGUCGGCUCAGGUGCCAAUGAACAUGUCCAUCACAGGCUGCAUGCUCACCUUCUACAGGACGACCCCCGCUGUGGUGUUCUGGCAGUGGGUGAACCAGUCCUUCAAUGCUGUGGUCAACUACACCAAUCGGAGUGGCGACGCCCCCAUCACAGUAAAUCAGCUGGGUGCGGCGUACGUCAGUGCCACCACUGGAGCUGUGGUCACGGCCCUCGGACUCAAGUCUCUGGCUUCGCGUCUUCCUCCAAUCGUCAGCCGGUUCGUUCCCUUCGCUGCUGUUGCUGCUGCCAACUGUAUCAACAUCCCCUUCAUGAGACAGAGGGAGCUGAAGUACGGCAUCCCUGUGACAGACGAGAACGGCAACCGACUCGGAGAGUCGGCCAGCGCUGCUAAGCAAGCCAUCGUACAAGUGGUGGUGUCCAGGAUCGGCAUGGCGGUGCCAGCCAUGGCGAUUCCUCCCGUAAUAAUGGAUGCCCUGGAGAAGCGAGCCUUCAUGAAGCGGUUCCCAAUCCUCAACGCUCCAGUCCAGGUGGGACUGGUGGGCCUGUGCCUGGUGUUCGCGACCCCUCUCUGCUGCGCUCUCUUUCCGCAAAAAAGCUCCAUGAAGGUGAGCAGCCUGGAGGCCGACCUGCAGGAGAGGAUACGAGAGAAGAACCCCGAUAUCACCACCGUCUACUUCAAUAAAGGCCUGUAGGACCAGCACACACACACACACUCAAACACUCACGACAGGUCGACUCUCACUUGUACACACACACACACACACACACACGCCUGAAGCUGACGUGGGCACAAAUGUAUCAUGUUGAAUGAAGAUUGUGGAGUCUUGUAGCACAACUGACCACUUAAGUGUGUCAGUUGUGAACACAAUCACCUGAUUGUCCUUGAAAAAAAAUGUCCUAAAUAAGUUUUUAAGAUCAUGAAGAUGCUAAGGUUUUAGUGUGCGACAAGUGCAGCUCGCGCUUUCUACGUUUCAAUGUCCUUUCUGUCUCUCCACUUGUCUGCACCUCUUUGUUUUAGCUAGCGCUUUUAGCUGUCCGGGAAAUAUUGUUUGUGAAGGACAUGUAUCUUUAAUGUAUUGAAACACAGCCGUGUUGUUGUUGUCAUCCCAGACUCCUCAAGUGUACUUAUACCCCUGCCCUGGCAGAGCAGGUACUGAGGUGAAGUACAGAGAACAUACAAAACACAAUCAAUAUUAAGUGAUGACUGAUAUUAUCGUGUGGUGGUAGAGUGAGUUUUUAACCGGUGACCCACGUGCUUCUUACCAAACCGGCGUCUGACACAAUGUUGAAUGUUCCAUCUGCUCUUCGUGUGGUGGUAAAGUAGCCAUGGAUGGAGCAGCCCAGCACACUCUCACACAGGGUUCCUGUAUGCAAGCGUUUGUUUGUCGUUUGGCUGUUGGAAUAGUUGUAGUGCCACAUGAAAGUCGAUGUCGUGUUUAAGUCAGUAGUGAUGGAUGGUGGCGUUCGAGGCAAAAGUGGGUGUCAUGCUGUAAAGAGCUAUUAUUUUCUUGAAGAUAUUUAAACAAAUAUUGUGUGCAAUGUUCAACACUCCUAUGCAUGUGGGCGAGUUCAUCUGAGACUCGCUGCAUUGUUUGGCUGGUUAACAAUGCGGAUCGUAAUCCGCACAUGGUCCUGAAAGGAAGUCAAGAAUUCAUCUUCCAAAUUGUUAAAAAAUAAGCACAUGCGCAAAUCCAGAGCAUUUUAGCUACUAAGAUUUUACCAAACCAAAUGAUGGUUAUGAUUUAAAAAUGUUUGUGUCAGGGGUGAAAUUGCACUAUUUAACCGUUGCCGUGCUGCUAUCUGGGCUUUGGUGUUUAUGUAGCUUUGUAUUGCAAAGAUUGUAACGUACAUUUUGCUUCUGCUGCUCGUAGUUUCCUUGUUUUCGUGCUGUUAUGGUUUUUUUUUUUUUCAUUUUUGCAAUGUAGAUUGAAGGUAGAGUGGAGAACAAAGUUGAAGGUUUCGAUCAGCAUUUUAACUGAAUGUGUGGCAGAGCUUUAUUUACUUUGAUAUAUUUUAAUCUUGGAGGCUGGAUCAUAAGUCUAUAGCACAAAACACAGUAUUUCAUGUGAUCUUGGGAAAAUGUGUUAGCUACUCUCAGUACAGGUUUGAGAUGCCGGUUACAAGUUUAUUUACAAACCACAGAACUGGACCUUUUCAUUUUCUCAAGUGUCCCCGGUUAUGAUUUCUCCUUUGUCAUGUCAGUCCACACACAUUUUGUUUGUCAUUAUUGGUGCACAGUGUACGUUGUUUUGUAACGUAUUUACAUAUUACUUUGAUGUGAAAUGUAUUUUACUCAGAGCAAUAGAAUAAAAGAUGCAACUGUA